ACAUCCAUUUUUUCCUCAUUAGAGCCUCGCAUCAUAAAACAUUGAACAUUAGAACCGAGUUGACGUGAUAAAACUGUCGCAAGUCAAAAAUAGAAGAAUUCGAUUUGUUGCUGGUCCUUGAUACCAUUUUUGAAUUCGCGAAAUGUCUGCUUUUACUGAGAGUGCAUUAAUUAAAAAACUUGUUGACUUAAAUCCAAGCCAACAAAGCAUACAGACUCUGUCCCUGUGGUUGAUACAUCAUCGUAAACAUCACUCCCAUAUAACAAAGUCAUGGUACAACGAAAUGCGGAAAGCACCAAAGGGCAAAAAAUUGACUUUCAUGUACUUAGCCAACGAUGUCAUUCAGAAUAGUAAAAAGAAGGGACCGGAAUAUGGCAAGGAAUUUCAGAAGGUGCUGCAAAAGGCGUUCCUUCACAUCGGAGAGACGUGUGGAUCGGACAACAAAACGAUUAGCAGUCUGGACAGAAUAUUGAAAAUUUGGGAGGAUCGAAUGGUGUACGACGCGAAAUUGGUUCAAGGAUUUCGGGAAGCAUUACAUAAAGACGAUGGCAGCCAUUCACCCAAGACCGAACCACCAGAGAAACGGAAACGUCACGAAGAUGAUGCAAAACAGCACAAAAUUAGCAAACAAGAUGGAUGGGGUCGUGAACGGGAGAGAGUGAAAAGUGAAACCGUCGAAGUGAAUGGUACGGUUGAAACACAUGUAAUACUUAGUCCACAAGUGAACGCAGGUGAUCCGCCAGAGCCGGAGGAGUUGAUUAGAGCGUUGACUGAAUUGGAGAAUUCGGCGUCAAGUGACGCUGUCGUCCGGGAACAAAUUGCUAACCUUCCACCAGAAGUGUCCGAAGUUGCUAUGCUCAGUAAAUUAGAAGACAAAGAGCAAGCUGCAAAACUGGCUGCACAGGUUAACGAAGCGGCGAAAAUUCUGCACGAAUACAAUAACCGUUUGUGUGCAGAGAUGGAAGAUCGUAAGAAAUUGACGACGAUGUUGAAGGAUUUUCAGGCAGAGCAACGGGAUCUACUAGCGCAAGCUGAACAGAGGCUGCAGGAAUACAAUGCAAAACUGAAUAAAGUGAAGGACGUACAACGUGAAAUACGAAGUCAUUUGCAAAAUUUACCAGACUUAACGCAACUGCCCGAUGUGACCGGUGGAUUGGCGCCGCUACCAUCAGCUGGAGAUUUGUUUAACAUCCAUUGAGUUAUUCAGAUUUUAUACUUUUACUUUACAUCAAGUUCUUUACUGUCGAUGUAGCCAGAUGAAAAAUUAUAUUUAAAACAAAAACGAAAAAUCAAAGAAAAAAAAAAUUAUGUAAAACCAAGCACCACCCUUCGGGCUUGAUGUUGUUAACGAGAAAGAAAACUCCAUUCGUUUUAUCGAUGUGUAUUUCAAGGAAAACCGAUGGAAACAGCUAAAUUGUUUAGAAUGUUUGUAUGCAAAGGAAGCCUUUAUUUUAUAUCAAAUUUUUCGUUAUGACUC
Bradysia coprophila is the source of this 1477-nucleotide messenger RNA. RefSeq names its product regulation of nuclear pre-mRNA domain-containing protein 1B. Lineage: Eukaryota; Metazoa; Arthropoda; Insecta; Diptera; Sciaridae. Gene Ontology annotation, biological process: mRNA 3'-end processing. The record is from RefSeq and is a predicted model, not a curated record. Gene Ontology annotation, molecular function: RNA polymerase II complex binding.